This is a messenger RNA of Cinara cedri, 378 nucleotides long. The record is from the annotation of a GenBank genome assembly. NCBI's taxonomy places the organism in Eukaryota, Metazoa, Arthropoda, Insecta, Hemiptera, Aphididae.
AUGGAAGUUGCAAAUGUUGUAUUUGAAAAUUUCAGUAAGACAUCAAACAUGGAUCAAAAAAUCCAAUUAAGAAUUCAACUCAUGCAGCUUCUACAACGUAUAAAGCUAACCAAUAAUGCACCUCCAUAUUUUCAACCACCUAGUCCAAUUUUUGACCGGAAUUCUGGUGUACCGAUAUCUAUAUUACAUCAUAAUUACAACUUAUCUAUGCCUGUAUACCCGUCUACAAUACAACACACUCCGAUGUACAAUAAUGACGAAUUGUCACGAACAAGUGUAGCUCGCACAAUUUCACCAUUAUCCUCACACAGUUCCGCUACUGGAUAUUUUAGUCAGUUUUCUCCAGAACAACAAAAUACGUCUACAAAUAAUAUGUAA